AUGGUAGCUACAGCUCUGAGUGAUAAAUUAAUGUCAAGGCUUGAGUAAUUUUGCAUUUCAAAUGUUUAAAAGAAAGAAUAAGAAAAGAGAAAGAAUGAUGAGAGCAGUGAUGAUGAGUAAGCAACAUUCUUAUUUCAUUCAUUAAUUAGUUUAUACGGAGAUUUAAUAAAAGUAAAACAGGAUUUUAGUGCUCUCUAAACAAAAGCAAAAGAAACCAUAGACUAAGCCGAGAAAUUAGAUAAAAAGUAAUGGAUAGGUGCAAAGGAGCAAGAAACUUAGUAAUUGGAAUUAGAUGAUAUUUUCAAGGAUGAUCCAGUUGAAAAGGAUAAAUUCAAAAGUAUGAUUCCUGGAGCAUUAGAGAAAGAUGUGAUGGUUUAUGAUUAUUUCGAGCAGAAUUCUAAGCAGCAGAAGAUCGUUAAAAAGGAGAUGCAUGAUCCAUCUUCAAAAGGAUUUGAUAUAAGAUAAUUCAGACUAAAGCAAGCUGCUAUGAGGUAGGAGCAGGAAUCUAAGAAUAAAAAUGUCAAGGGUCUCGGAUAAUUCGACAAAAGCAAAGGUGAUGAUGGCUUUGGCAUAUCUAUGAUGAACAUGGAGCUAAGUAAAGCUGACAAAAUGGUGAUAGAUUCUAAUAAGGUGAUAGAGUAAUUCAAUGAUGAAGAUGCAAUCAAGUAAGACGAAGAGUUUAUGUAGGAUUAAAAGAGAAAGAGUUUUGCUUUUGGUGGAUAGAAUGUCCGUGAUCGUAUUUAAAAACGAAAACAGCAAAGAUUUAAUAAUCAAGUCACUAAAAUUGAGAAGCUAAUAUCAAAAAGGAAGCUGAGAGAAGAUGGCUAAGAAGUGUCUGAUAGUGACAAAGAUGAUGAUAAUAAUGCGAGUGAUGAUGAAGACACAAAUAAUAAAAAUAGUAAAAGAUAGAAACAAAAAUGA
Stylonychia lemnae is the source of this 921-nucleotide messenger RNA. NCBI's taxonomy places the organism in Eukaryota, Ciliophora, Spirotrichea, Sporadotrichida, Oxytrichidae. The record is from the annotation of a GenBank genome assembly.